Molecule: messenger RNA, 3024 nt
Organism: Lathyrus oleraceus (garden pea)
Lineage: Eukaryota; Viridiplantae; Streptophyta; Magnoliopsida; Fabales; Fabaceae
Product: meiotic recombination protein SPO11-2
Exons: 11
Coding region: 1722-2990 (422 amino acids)
Biological process (GO): reciprocal meiotic recombination; meiotic DNA double-strand break formation; meiotic DNA double-strand break processing
Cellular component (GO): nuclear chromosome
Molecular function (GO): DNA topoisomerase type II (double strand cut, ATP-hydrolyzing) activity; DNA binding; ATP binding
Source: RefSeq, a predicted model, not a curated record
GCCCCAACAUUUCCCUAAACAUGAAAUACGGUCUUAACCCCUUCUUAAACAUCAAACAUUCCAGCCCGUCAUUUGUUCCCUCACCACUAUUGACACUUUUGUUAGAUAGUUAACGUACCCACAUAGAGUUUCCUUCUUUUUUUGAGGGACCCUAUUAUGCACAACCAUCAUCAUGGGCUACCAUUUAUGGGAUAUAAGUUGGGCAAUAUAGAUGUCACAUAGGUCCUUUCACAAAUCUAUGAUUCCAUCAAAAAGAUUUUAAACCACAUCAUAAUGGCUUCGAUCAGGGUAAGUGCGAAGAGAUCACACUUCAUCACCCAUUGGGAGUCGUAGUAAUCCAGACUGUUGUCUACAUCCUCAAAAUGUUCGUCUAGAUCUCUAAAUUCUUUGUAAAUAUGUAGUUUUGGGGUCUUCUCCAAAGACCUCAGGAUUCUGUUGUCGAGGAUGCUGACGGACAUCAGGUUCCUCUUUCACUUCGGAGCCAGAGCAUUCACGUCAUACUUUCCCUUUCUUUGGAAUGACGUGCCAAUUAAUGACGAGGGUGACUAACCUCGGGAGGAGCGUGACUGCCCCUUCGUCCUUGGUAUUGGUCGCAAACUAGUGAUUUCAAUACUUCUCUUGUGGCAUAGUUGUGCCAACGGGAAUCAACUAUGGUGUGACUACCUAAUUGUCUAUAGAGGUUGCCUCCCACACACUAUUGUCUCUUAGUGAAGUGUAUAAAAUGUUCUCUUCAAGCUCUAGUAUCGUUUCAUCCAAGAAUUAUGAGUUUUGCUGGUUUACCAAGUUAUAAAUGUUGUUCAACAGGUCAGUGGCUCCAUGUACUCCAAGAUUCACUUCCAACAGUUGAAGGUUUAUGAGUAUUUAUUGUCCAGGCAUAAAAGGUAGAGGAGGAGGUCGGUGUGAUGGUUCGCCCUAGUGAAGUUUUUGUGUCAAUCUGAAGAGCAGAAGAGCCUAGAAUACUCCUUAUCUGAUUCUUAGACGAGAAAAAUAUUGCUGCGUAGGUUAGAAGAAGAUGCCACAAGAAAUGGACCCUCUUCUAUCAGAGGAGGAAGAGGAAGAGGUGGAGCUCUAACAACUUUAGCGAACAGAGUAACAACUUGUCGUUGAGCGACAAAUCAAGCGACUUUGAAUGUCACCAUGCUUGAUGAAUCUGAUGAUGGAUCUGUUGGAGGAUGAGGUUGAAACUUCAAGGAAAAAGAUCGUUGAAACUUCAAGAAAAGAAAAUUUAGAUCUUUAGUGAAAAUACAAUGGUUUUUCGUGAAAAUUAGCAGGAAUUAGAAGUUAAGAACUAAAAAUAAAAGAGGAGAUAAUAAAGUUGUGUCUUGCUGCGAUCGAUAUGUACUUCUUAUACGGCAGAGAUGUGACUGACGAACAAGAUUAAUAUUCCAACGCCUUGGGAUGACAAUGGACAUAAUAUUAUAAUACCCAUUUCCUAUAUACGUGUUUUGAUUUUUUUUAUCCGCGUCUAUACAUAGACUAACGUAAGCAACAAUAUUUAUACUCGUAUCUUGUUGAUGAUACCUUAAAAAAAAUCUUUGUAUCGGAGUCCAUACCUAAAAUAGAUGAAUAUUUGAGGAUAAAAGUUUAAAUAUUAAACUUUGGAAGAAAUUUAAACAUAGGGAUAAAAGUGAGUUAGUUAUACUUUUUGGAAUAUAUCUCACACGGCACCUUGAAAAAAUUCAUCAUCUAAAUGAUUGCCGUUUAUCUAUCCGUUAAACGGCAUGUCGUUAUGUUUUGAUAUAAAACUAUCCAGCACUUCGGUUUUGCGCGCCAAAUCAAACAGAAAUCAAAACUUUGAGAAAUCAUUUCACUCUCUAAUGGAAGAUCUCCGAAAUUCGACGCUAAAGUUUUUCACCGAUCAAGAGCUUUGUUAUGCUGACAUCGUUCCUCCGACUCAGGUUCGAGCAAGAAUUGAAGUGUCAGUGCUCAGUUUCCUCAAAAUAUUGAAUGCAUCUAACCCUGCAAUCUCUGAUUUGCCUUUGAUUCAAAGAAAAUUGAGCAACAGUCGGAUGAAUCAUGGCCUGUUAACCGAAUUAUCAUAUGUUUUUCUCUCCAAUUCUGUAUCUAUAAGGUCUCUUAUGAGACCUAAUGCUGGAAAAGCCUUUGUUAGGGUGUGGAAGGUAAUGGAAAUGUGCUAUCAGAUAUUGCUUAAGGAAAAGCGUGUCACACAGAGAGAACUCUUCUACAAACUGUUGUGUGAUUCGCCACAUCUGUUUCCUUCUCAAAAGGAUGUCAAUAGGACAAUCCAAGAUCUUGUAGCGUUGCUUCGGUGCAGCAGAUACAGUCUUGGAAUCAUGGCAUCUAGUCGUGGACUCAUUGCUGGCCGUCUGAUUAUGCAGGAACCAGGCAAAGAGGCCGUUGAUUGCUCAGUGUGUGGAUCUUCUGGACAUACAGUUUCUGGUGAUUUGAGUUUGUUAGAUAAAUUGGUUCUAAAUGCAGAUGCACGGUACAUUAUCAUUGUGGAAAAGCAUGCAAUAUUUCAACGGCUUGCUGAAGAUAGGUUUUUUAGUCAGAUUCCAAGCAUUCUUAUCACGGCUAAAGGCUACCCAGAUAUGGCCACAAGAUUUCUUCUUCAUCGAAUCAGUAGAGCAUUUCCAGACUUGCCAAUUUUAGCUUUGGUGGAUUGGAAUCCAGCUGGAUUAGCUAUACUAUGCACCUUCAAAUUUGGAAGUGUAGGAAUGGGCCUAGAGUCAUAUAGAUACGCUUGCAAUGUCAAGUGGUUAGGACUGCGGGGGCAUGAUCUACCCAUGCUUCCUGAUCAAUCUUUCGUUCCAUUGAAGACAAAGGACCUACAAAUUGCUCAAAGCUUAAUGUCCUCCAAAAUCUUACAGGUAAACCAUUCGGAAACACUGAAUGAGAAUUACAAGGAAGAGGUUGCGUUGAUGGUUCAGAGCGGCAGGAGAGCUGAAAUAGAAGCCCUAUACUUUCAUGGAUAUGAUUAUUUGGGGAAGUACAUAGCUAAGAAAAUUGUACAGUCCGAUUAUAUAUGAUUUCUACUCAAUAGUAUAGCUACAAAAUAUAUCA